Messenger RNA from Nematocida parisii ERTm1, 654 nucleotides. RefSeq lists its product as uncharacterized. NCBI's taxonomy places the organism in Eukaryota, Fungi, Microsporidia. The coding region runs from base 1 to 654 and encodes 217 amino acids. Gene Ontology annotation, cellular component: nucleus. Gene Ontology annotation, molecular function: DNA-binding transcription factor activity, RNA polymerase II-specific; RNA polymerase II transcription regulatory region sequence-specific DNA binding. The transcript has a single exon. Gene Ontology annotation, biological process: regulation of transcription by RNA polymerase II. The record is from RefSeq and is a predicted model, not a curated record.
AUGAGCUUGUACUCAUGCGGGUUUGAAGGCUGCUCCAAAAAAUUUAAAAAACCAUCUCUUCUAGAGCUCCACGAGAACACCCACACAAACACCCGACCCUUUGCAUGCAAAGAAUGUGAUCACCGAUAUUUUAAAAAUAGCCAUUUAAAAGUUCAUGCGCUAAGAGCGCAUGGAUGCACUGAAAAGCGAAUAUGUAAAGAAUGUAAUAAAACACUUGCAUCGGAAGAAGGCCUUUCUCGGCACAAAGAUGUAUGCGGCCGGGUAUUUACAUGUAAUGCAUGCUCUGCAACGUUUGUUCGGGCAAAAUGGUUUUUGAACCACUCAAGAGCGUGCAUAGGAACUGUUUCUCUGGAUAAUAAAAAAAUAGCUCUAGACACGAAAAUAGCUCAAAAUACAAAACCAUCACUAAAUACACCGAACGCAGAGGAAAUGCCUCAAAAAUCCAAGAAUCCUGAUCAAACAAAGAAACAAGACCUUGUUCGCUGUAAAAUAUGUGGUAAAGGGUUCAAGCUAGAAAAAAACUGCAAGUUUCAUGAAUCACACGCACAUAAUAACCUGCAGUACCCAUGCGCACACUGCUCUAAAGUAUAUAAUUAUAAAGGAUCACUUACCAGGCACAUUCAGAAGAUUCAUUCUAAUAUUAAUAAAUCUUAA